Molecule: messenger RNA, 2949 nt
Organism: Mesocestoides corti
Lineage: Eukaryota; Metazoa; Platyhelminthes; Cestoda; Cyclophyllidea; Mesocestoididae
Source: the annotation of a GenBank genome assembly
AUGAGUGACGACGAAGAUACGUUUGUGACAUAUGGUGAACCUUUUGAUGAAGAUGAUGCAGACAAGUCGAAAUUCUUUCACCCAAAGGUGAGACCACAGGCGUAUGAACAGCGCGUUCUAAAUGAACGUGGUAGGCCUGCUCGUUUUCAUGGUGCCUUUACUGGCGGCUUCUCGGCUGGAUAUUUCAAUACUGUCGGCUCCAAGGAAGGCACAAGAAAUCGCGGUCACAAUGCAGACCACCCAGCUCAGCCCAGACCAGAAGAUUUCAUGGAUGAGGAGGACCUUGGUGAAUUUGGUAUUGCCCCUCGCCAUUAUCGUACGCGUCGCGAAUACGAUGACCGCCAUAUUUUUAACACUCUUUCUGAGUCCCUGGGGGGCAAAUCCAUCAUUCCCAAUGCUAAUGAUAUCCUGAAAAGGAUGCUUAUUCCCAGCGCAACCAGCAUGGCUGAUAGACUUCUACGGCGCAUGGGCUGGAAAUGUGAGGAGAUUACAACCGCAUUGACGGAAGAUGAAGAUGAAUCCAAUCGCAUCGGCUCGUGUACAGAACGCGACUACGCCGUCAUUAAUUUUACUCCAAAGGCGAACACAUUUGGCUUGGGUUAUUCGGGCUUAGACCCAGAGAUUGCCCUGGGUCGGCGUGCCCCCACCCUGCGACGCGAUCCCCAGUCGGAGUCAGUGGACGCCCUUCAGCGCCGAACGGAGUCGCGCAGUGAACACGGCUUCAAUCCCAGCACAAAUCUCGUUCGUCAGGGUAUCAGGGGGCAGGCAUUUGGUGUUGGCGCGCUGCACUCCGAGGAUGCAGACAUCUACGCUCAGGAAAGCCUUGCCUCGUACGAUUUCAGCAUUGGCGCUGGAGACGAAAACGACGGUGACGACGGCGACGACGAAAUGGCCGAACUCGAGGCUGCACGGCACGGCCGCUUUUCCGAUCUCCGGAAGCGCAGCAAGGAGAAGGCUACCACCAUUGAUGGAUGGACACCCCCGACCCUCCCGAAGGUUUCGAUAUCGGGAGUCGAGGAGGAACCCACGUCGAAUGUUUUGGAGGGCUUCUUGAUGCCCGUCGACUCAGGAGCGUGCUUAGUCCUGGCGAAUACGGAAUUCUUUGUGAUGCCCGAACCGGUUAUUCUUCCACCCGGCUACAGUCCCAUCUUUCACCCUGAGUGCCUUGGUGAUAGUCCUGGUUCACCGAAGCCCACUGAAUUUACUGAGAAGGACUCUGUUUUCAAGCUCCUACGGCCAGAAGACAAACAAUAUUUAGAACAGAGGGUGGAAGAGGCGCGUAAGCUUUCAAUGUCUUCCAGUUCCCCUUCGAUGCCCUCCAAUGCCCCUCUUUUGAGGCCCUUCACCAGUGAUUCCGCCAAACAAGCGAGGUUCGAGUCAUACCAGGUGCUUGUCAGGCGAGGAAUCCCGCAUGAAGUUGCCUACCAACGUUGCUCAAGUGAGGCCACAGAUUUAAGUGCAGAGACUCGGCAAUUCGAGGCCAAUGUGUUUGCUACCCUCUUAAAAAAUCUGACCCAUACUCCCGCUGUUGCUGAUGCCUCUAAGCCUUGGCCGUCAAACGACCACAAAGGCGACAAAAAGCCCCUGUCUGCUGGCAUCCUGGAUACCGAGAAACAGAGGCUGGUCUCCAAUCUCCUCAAGUCGCGAUUUCGAUCAGCUGGUGAAAUGGACAUUACAAAGGAAUUGACCGAAGCCCAGGAGGAAGAGCGCAGGAAAGAAAUCACGUCAUUGGACAUGACAGACCCGCGAGACAAUGCAGCCGUAAACGACUCCUAUGGCGUUCUCACACGUCGCAAGCUCCUCUGGCACCCAGCAGCACUUCUCUGCAAAAGAGUCAACGUCCCUAAUCCCUACCCAGAUUCAACCUUCGUCGGAUGUCCAGAAGACAGACGCUUCCGACGCCCUCCACGCAGGGGAAAACGACGACGGGACGAUGUGACCUCCACAGAUUUCACUCUUUUCCAACUGCUUGAUCUGAACGUCGGAUCAGGAGAAGGGCAGGAGGGCGACGAAUAUGGCACUUCUUCAGGCUCUGAAGCCGAACAAGAAGGCAGUAAGGAGCGAGAAGAAGAAGAAGAGAUUCUUGCUGGUCCGACGACGCAAUCGAAGCUCCCAGGUGGCCCCACACCCACCAUUUUCGAUGCGCUCUUUAGUAUUUCGGGGGGACCACAAAAGACAGCAGAGGAAAAUAAAGGAAGUGCGCCUGAUUCGUCCUCUCCGUCCGAAUUGUCACCUUCCAGUGCAGCUUCUGAUUCCGACUUGUUUGUCAUGCUUAAACAGGCCGCACCCCGGGUAAUCGGUCCUACUGCUGCACCAAUUCCGACAAGCGCAACUACAGGUGAUGACUCCGGGUUACCGCAGAUGGAUCUUUUUAAGUCUAUCUUCGCUUCCGAUGAAGAAACAGAUAACGAAGACGAGGAGGUGGAGGAGGAGGAGGAGCUGCAGCCUCCUCCUCAACCAUCAUCGGAGGCAGUACCGGCUUCGAUGGCAACCCGAGACCAAUGUGACGAGCAGGAGCCUUCCACCCAACCCCCUCCGUCCACUCCCACCACAACUGUUGAUGCCCCUCAACCACCAUCCUCCACUUUAUCAGUUCAUCAACUGUUUAGUCAUUUAUUCAACCCAGGAAUGGAUGGUGAUGCGCCUCUGUUCGCCGUCUCGAAAGUAACUCAGCAAAAAGCAGAGGAAAAGCGUGCGCAUGAGGAGAAGGCCUCCGCCGCCGCCGUCGUCGAUGAUUUCUACGGACCAGCUCUUCCUCCCCACUUCGAACCCACACCGGAGUUGACGACUAAUCCCACCGUGCAGAACUACUCCUUGCCUGCAUCCUCCAGCUCGGUCGUAUUUGUCGAACGUGAUGGCCCCGAGAAACAAUCCCACCCUGUCGAGCUUGCGGCGCGUUCACUGGGUCUGACGAAGACUAGGUCGCGCAGUAUUGUGUGGCGAAGUUAA